Penicillium daleae is the source of this 927-nucleotide messenger RNA. RefSeq lists its product as uncharacterized. Bases 1 to 927 code for a protein of 308 amino acids. The transcript has a single exon. NCBI's taxonomy places the organism in Eukaryota, Fungi, Ascomycota, Eurotiomycetes, Eurotiales, Aspergillaceae. The record is from RefSeq and is a predicted model, not a curated record.
AUGCCAGUAUCCUCUGUGACAGAAGAGCAUGGGCAUCAAAGUCUGAUCGCCGACAUCACGCCAGAUAUCUUAAUGCGGCAGCCUGUUCCAAUAGAUACUACCCAAGAGGUCCAGGGCUAUGCAACAGGCCUAGAAACCCGACGUCUGCUCUCGCCCACCAAUAUCGACGAUUUCAACGAGAUCUGGUCCCACUCUUUUCCCGCCGAUGAACUAGCAGGCGCAGGGAAUGAUCCAAUCACUCCACCUUUCGCACCACCCAAUGAAGCCCUCAGGAAACUAGCUGAUCUCCAAGCAAAUAUUCUUGCCGAUCUUGAGGCUGUAAAGUAUUGCAGGACGGCUGAUAAGUGUCCUGAAGCGAUCAAUGCUACCAAUUCGAUCACUGGGCAGAACGUCCUGGUUGGUCGUAUGCUAGAUCAUUCAACAGCUCUCGCCGACAUUUUGAAUCACUUCCAGCCGAGCGGUACAAAUAGCGAAGUCCAUGAACUCUCAUGCGAUAUGCCUAUCACUGUCACACUCGUUUCAUGCUAUGUGUCCCUCGUGCGUAUUUAUCGAACCAUCUUUUCAUGUAUCUUGGACUCUCUGCCGUUCUUACUGGGUAUCCAGCACCCAACUCCUCAACUGUUUCCAGGCAUGCACCUCGGUGGCUUCAGACUUGAAGCCCGGGUCGAUCUUCAAGUGCAGAUCUUGGUGAAAAUUAGUGAAGACAUGCUGAAGAGUAUCGAGAGUAGGUUCGGUCUCCCUGGCGAUGUCUUUAUAGCUGGAGAGAACACAUCCAGGGCUGGAAAGGCUGCCCGGCUGCUACGAAUGAUGCUGGAAGAGGAAGCCAGUGAACAGCCUGAACUGUAUGAGCCACGAGGAUACUGCAAACCAAUGAAAGACCUUCUUGUCAGUCUUCGCAAUUCCGAUCGAGGAUGCUUUUCUCGUUGA